This is a messenger RNA of Drosophila takahashii, 3661 nucleotides long. NCBI's taxonomy places the organism in Eukaryota, Metazoa, Arthropoda, Insecta, Diptera, Drosophilidae. The record is from RefSeq and is a predicted model, not a curated record.
GAUAAACUGGCUAAUCCUUGGGAACCGCCAGUGGAGGUGCAGUAGAGUCGAGAUGUCCAGCUCCCGGCAUCGCAGGCCGGCGAAAUCCUCUCGCGUUCCGCCGCAGGCGAGGGAAUAUAUCACGGAAUUGGCCGAGGAUCGGGAACUGGAGCGAUUCAUGGCCUUCUCCUCGACGGCGAGCAGUGGCGCCAGCGGGAGCACCCACAGUUGCCCCCUGGCCAGCGUCCUAGGGCGUCGCAGGGAGUGUCCAGCGGCGGAGGAGCAGCUCCUGCAGCUGCCAGUUUCACCGGCUACGAGUAAACCCAAUCCCGCCCAGCCGAGCACAGCAAAAACCCCAGGAAGCCGGGAGAAAACCGAUGAGUACACCAUUAUACCCAUUCUAAUGUCCAGCAGUCCCAGUCGUCGUCCCGUGGCCGCCACUCAGACCAUGUCCCAAUCCGUGGAGGAUCUGCGCACGCCCACCAAGCCGCCUAAAGAGAUGCAGACGAAGAAAACCCAGACACCCGAGUCGGCUCUCAAGUCGCACAAGCGCCUGGAAUGGGAUCCGGCGGCCGAUGUGGGCUACUACAAGCGGGCGGUGUCCACCAGCAACAUCAGCACCCUGGAGCGCUCCGUGCUGGAGGAGUGCGGCUGGCGUCAGCCCAUCCAGCAGCGAUCCGAGACGGAUUUGGAUAGGCUGCAGCGCCAGGAGGCGGAGGAGCCGUCGCCCAUGCCGGAUAAACCGGCGCCACCACUGGCUUCGAGUACGUUUGUCAAUCGCAGCGAUCGCGGGAAGCCCUCGAGCUCUAGAAUGGGUUCCCUAGGGAGUUCCCUGAGCUCCAGGAGGGAGGAUUCCGAAGAGAUUAACCACAGCAGGUCCAGGAAGGAGGAUUCCUCGGCUAGUUCUCUCCCAAAAGAUUCAAGGAAGGAGUCUGCGAGGGGCAGUUCCUCGAAAGAGGUUAGCCAAGGCAUUUCCACGAAGGUAGACUCGCUCGGCAGCUCCAGGAAAGAGGAACCAAGACUCAGCUCACGGGUACAGGAUCCUCAGGUCAGUUCCCGCCGAGCAUCGGUGGUUGGCUCGCAAAGGGAGUCGCUGGGCAGCUACAGAAGAGACGACUCGCGGCUCAACUCGCAGAACAGCUCGAGAAUAGGAUCACAAAUGAGCUCCAGAGUGGAGCAUUCCCGCGCCAGUUCCAGGCGAGAAUCCCAGGCCACCUCGCUGUAUGGCAGUUCGGCGGCCAGUAGCUUCGAUUACCACAUCAACAUGGAGCAGCAGCAGAGGGAAAAUGAGUCAAAGAGGGAGCCAAAGAGGAAGGAGCAUGAUAGAGAACCAAAGCAGCUGGCCAAGGAGCAGAGGAAAGCUGAGCAGCGGGAAAAGGAGCGCGAGCAGGAGCGCCAGUACACGGCGGCCCAGUUCGAGAGGAUCCUGGGCAGUCGGCGGCACGAGAACAAGGAGAAUCAGCAGCCGCAGAAAGCAGCUGAACCCGCUGAACCCACAUCCUCCACAUCCUCGGUGGCAAUGGGAUCGGGUUCGGGGCCCCGGGGAGAACUGGAUCUGGGCAUCGAUUUGCUGUGCUCCCUGGUGAAAACCCGCAGCCUCAGCCAGGGACAGAAGAAGAAGCUUGUGCGGGACAUAGCCAGGCGCAUUUCCUGCCUGGACUUGGCCGAAUCCGGCAGCAGUUUGCGCUCCCUGCGGAGCAAUCAGUCCAGCAACACGAGGGAACAGCCGAAGGACCCACUUCCUGUGCAGCGGCAGGAUAUGGCCACGAAUACGUCGGAAAUUGGGGAGCCCGUCACUCUGCCCGUUCCCGCUCCUCGAAAGCUGGCAAUCACCGCAUCUAUACCCUCGCCACUGCCCACCAGCUUCUCGAACAGCGGCUCAACGAGCGCCUCGCACGAGGUGAUCACCCAAAAGGCCAACGAUGCCGCCUCCACGGAUGCCGAUGGCGAUCUGCAGGAGUGGCUGAAUCCCAUGACCCAGAGCGAAAUAGAGUACGAGCAGCGGCUGAAGGGAGGCGCCGAAUCGGAGCGGCGGAACCAGCUCAACUGGAUCGACACGGAGAUUCGACGGCUGCAGGCGCUGCAGAAACUUCUGGGCGAUACCACCACUCAAGCCGCUUUGCCGCGCAGUUCGGUGCAGAUCGAGACGGACAAGGGAUCGCAGUGCUCCAGCGAUAAGCUGCUGUCGGCGGUGCCUUCGGUGCAGAUGCCGGAUUCCGAGAGAAGAACUCCGCAGCCCCCCGUAAGAGUAGAAUCAGUGGGAACAAAGGAGCUGCCACCACCACCGCCCCAUCUCGACCAGCAGAAGCCGCAGAGCCGCAAGAAGAUGGCCACGCCAGUGCUCCAAUCGCGUAGCUCCACCAGCGGCGGUGGCCGCAGCGAGAGCGUCUGUUCCUUUGUCCAGCAAAGGCAGCGGCAGUUCCGCGAGCAUUACCAAAACCAGCAGCAGCAGCAGCAGUUGCUGUUGCUCCAGCAGCAGCAGCUCCACCAGCAGCAGCAGCAACAGAAACGGCAGCACAGCUCGGUGAGUUAGAAACAAGGACACAAUCCUUUUUCCUCUUACUCAUGCCCUCUCUUUCCUUUUCAGGAGCAGCAGCAAUACAUGCAGAUGCAGUACGCCCAGGCGGCGGGCAGUGCCUAUGCCACGCCCCAUUUGAGCGGCAGUGCCGGCUACAGCUGUGCGGAUAACGAGGGGGCAGCCAUCUACUAUCAAGUGGUCAACUCCCAGGGAGCCUCUAGCUACGUGCAGGCAGCCAUGGUGGUCGCAGGGACAUCGCCAAACGAAGGAGCAGCGGCAGCGGGAGGAGGAACCAGCAGAACCACCACCACCACCAGUUCCUCGUCCUCGAUGAUGUGCAUCAGUUCGGACAUAUCCAUACCCAUGGGCAUGGUGAAUACGUGUGAGACGACCACCACGACCACCACGCAUCAGUACGACGAUGUGGCCUGCCAGCGGGUGCGGAGGUUGCCCAAGGAGGCGAGGCGGCAACCGGAGUGCAUGCAGCGACAGACGCUGCAAGUGCGUCCCCAGGCCAUCGCCUACGUCAUCCAGUUCACCGCGUCGGGCGGCAGUGAGGUGCUGCCCCAGACGCGCUCCCUGCAGGAUCAACUGCAGCUGGCCCGUCCCGAGUUCUGUGCCAAGUCCAAGCAACGCAAGGCCAUCCUCAAUCAGAUGCAGAUGAUCCGGAAUGUGCGGCGCCGCGAGAUGGACAAUCUGCUGGGCGAGAAUACCAGUUUGGAGACGCUGGACAGGCGACUGCAGCAGCUGCCGCCGCCUGCCACUUCUCGUUUAAGGGUAUUUACCACCAGGGAAAUGAAGGCCAUGACCACCAAACGUUGUCAAAGUUUGCCGGAAGUGUUGGCCGCUCAGAAUCGCGAAAAGGAGGAGCGAAGGCGUCGCUGCAAUCGCCUGAUGCGGGAUGUCUUUAAUAAGCGCCUUCAAAGUCGCGUGGCCAAUGGACAACUCUCGCUAAAUCACAGCAGGACAAUCAUCUAGCAAAGGUGGAAAUACGAAAUACCCCAGUACACAGCCCACCAGUUUCGUUUCUUUUUUUGUGCCAUUGUUAGGCUUUCUAUUUUUAAAACUCUACAAAUCGUUUACACUUGUUGAACCGCGAAAUAAGGAAUGCUUUAGUUUAUAGGAAACGUUGAAAUCGAAUAUAGGCUAUAGGCUAGUUAACUA